AAGGGUAUGUAAUGGAUCUCUUUGUUUCAGAACACGUAGCAAAUGAACAUGGAAGUUCAUUUGAUCGCAAAGAGUAUGCUGUGAACAUGUAAAAUUAAUCAACAGCACUUCAAGCUUCAGACCCAGUAAUGUCCAAGCCGACCCUAUAUUUCUUAGGCUUCCCGAUGGUUUUCCAGACAACCUUGAGGCAUCAACAACGACGUUAGCACAAGGAGGUUGACAAUCAUGCUGAUCGUCACAUCCAAUUGUGGGAUCACACCCAUCAACCACCGUGGCCACCACGCUGCGCCCAUUACCCCUCAUAAUGAAAUUGUGUAAGCACCUCUUCUUUUUGUUGAGCCCAUCCCCGUCCACAGUGCCACAGUUUUUUCAGAUCAUCGGAGUGGAACUGAUUUAUAUUUAGAUAUUCAUUUUUCAAUGAUCUUGUUGCUGUGACCUGCUGCAAUUGAGACAAUAGCAACGUACUCACAAUACGCCUAGAGAAACAAAGGGACAAAUCGUCCAAGAUCGUUUAGGCACAUGGAGAUCCCCCUCAGCUGAAAGUUAUCUCAACUGUUAUGGCACAGUUCACACUCAGUUUGUAUUAUAUGUAAAGAAUUGACAGGCCGAAAGGAUCUCAUAAUUGCAACCGAGAUAUCAUUUUAUAAUGACCAGGCAACUAUCAGCAGAACCGUAACCUUGCCAUCUCUUUCACUCUUGAACAAGGUUUUAACUUCAUGCACCAAGGCUUGAUCACUACAAAUCUACAAUACAUCAUAAAAGGCAAUCUGAUGUCUCCGAAACUGUCUGGUAACCAGGGGCAUGAUCAUGUGAAGCUGGCGUCGUACGCAGAUGCUAGAAGACAAACUUAGAUGACUCGGCCAAUACGAACAUCUGACAGAGAUACGCCGAGGGGAUUUUUCUAUAAUUACAAAAUUAAGGUAUAUGAUUCAUACAUGUUAUUACCUCGACAAUUUUAUACUCUAGAUAUUUUCUUUCCUCAUUAUUUGUAACAAUAGUUUUGGCAAAAGAAAAAUGCUUCAUGCAAAAGUGAAAAGGCCACUAAAUUGUCCCAAUUUGAUGUUAUUUCUUGAUUACCCCAUAGCUCAUCCCUACAAAUAGCUUUUGUACGAGCCAGCUUUUGUCAAACCAGGGCAUCACAAGAGGAAAGAGUAAAGAAAAAUGAAGCAGCAAAUUUGUUCAAGUGCUUUCCUUUUCCUUUGCUUUCUUUUUCUUUUUCUUAGUGUUGAAGCUCAGACCUGCAGUCCUAGUGGCAACAUAAGAGGGAAAAAGCCUCCACCAGGGAAAUGCAACACCGAGAAUGACUCUGAUUGUUGCAAAGAUGGCAAAUGGUACACAACAUACAAGUGUUCACCACCAGUGUCCAGCCAUACCAAGGCAACUCUAACUCUCAACAGCUUUGAGCCGGGCGGCGACGGUGGUGCGCCGUCAGAAUGUGACAACCAGUACCACUCCGAUGAUGAGCCCGUGGUGGCACUUUCAUCAGGAUGGUUUAACCACAAACAAAGGUGUCUCAAGUAUAUAACUAUCCAUGGUAAUGGGAAGAGUGUUAGGGCCAAGGUAGUGGAUGAAUGUGAUUCUACAAUGGGGUGUGAUUCUGACCAUGAUUACCAGCCCCCAUGCGAUAACAAUAUUGUUGAUGCAUCGAAAGCAGUUUGGAAAGCCUUGGGAGUGCCCUCAAGCGACUGGGGUGGCAUGGAUAUUUACUGGUCUGAUGAUGAUACCUGCAAUCCUGGUGGCAAGAUAAGAGGGAAAAACCCUCCGCCAGGGCAAUGCAACCAAGAAAACGACUCUGAUUGUUGCAAGGAUGGCAAGUGGUACACAACAUACAAAUGUUCACCACCCGUGUCAAGCCACACGAAAGCAACACUGACACUUAAUAGCUUCGCGGCAGGCGGUGACGGCGGUGCACCGUCAGAAUGCGACAAUCAGUACCACUCGGAUGAUGAACCGGUGGUGGCACUUUCAACGGGGUGGUUUAACCACAAAAAACGAUGUUUGAAGUACAUCAACAUAUAUGGUAAUGGAAAAAGUGUGAGGGCCAAGGUUGUGGAUGAAUGUGAUUCUACAAUGGGAUGUGAUUCUGACCACGAUUACCAGCCUCCUUGUCCUAACAACAUUGUUGACGCCUCUAAAGCAGUUUGGAAGGCUCUGGGAGUGCCUGAAAGCGAUUGGGGCGAUAUGGAUAUCUACUGGUCUGAUACUGAUUGA
Molecule: messenger RNA, 2211 nt
Organism: Theobroma umbraticum
Lineage: Eukaryota; Viridiplantae; Streptophyta; Magnoliopsida; Malvales; Malvaceae
Product: kiwellin-1-like
Source: RefSeq, a predicted model, not a curated record